This is a messenger RNA of Candidozyma auris, 1491 nucleotides long. It is a transcript of the gene EXG2, whose product is annotated as glucan exo-1,3-beta-glucosidase. The record is from RefSeq and is a predicted model, not a curated record. The transcript has a single exon. Bases 1 to 1491 code for a protein of 496 amino acids. NCBI's taxonomy places the organism in Eukaryota, Fungi, Ascomycota, Pichiomycetes, Serinales, Metschnikowiaceae. Gene Ontology annotation, biological process: glucan catabolic process. Gene Ontology annotation, cellular component: cell surface; extracellular region. Gene Ontology annotation, molecular function: glucan exo-1,3-beta-glucosidase activity.
AUGCCGAUGCUCUUCCUAAUACUUUCGCUUUAUUCAAUAGGAAUUGGUAGCGUGGUUGCAGGAGUUCUGGGUGGCGCUCCAACCCACGGCUUCAACUUCUCUUCCGUAUACUCAAACCGCACCAAUGCGACUUACUACAAUUAUACCAACGCUAUCUCUUCGAAUGACUUUUCAUACAGAGGCGUUGCUCUUGGUGGUUGGCUCGUGUUGGAGCCAUAUAUAACACCUUCACUAUUUUUGUCCUUCAACGAAUCUUCUCACAAUCUGUCUGACAUUCCCAAAGAUGAGUACCGAUUCUGCGAGAAGCUCGGUGAGGAGGAAGCGUCCAAAAGGCUCCAGAAGCAUUGGAGUACUUUCUACAAUGCGCUGGAUUUUGCUGAUAUAAAAGCAUAUGGCUUCAAUAUGGUGAGGAUACCGGUUGGCUACUGGGCAUUCGAAACCCUCGACGACGAUCCAUAUGUACCUGGCGCCCAGGAGUACUUGGAUAAGGCCAUUGAGUGGGCUCAUGAUAACGAUCUAAAAGUUUGGAUAGAUCUCCACGGUGCGCCAAACUCACAAAAUGGGUUUGACAAUUCGGGUCUUUUCCGAAAGAACGAGCCUGGCUGGCAAGACAAGUCGGAAUAUGUGGACUUGACCUUGAAAGUGUUGCGCCAAAUAUACGCCAAAUAUGGCAGUGCUGAGUUCAGUGAGAGGUACAACGAUACAAUUUUGGGUAUCGAGGUGCUCAAUGAACCCAUGGGCCCAAAGUUGAAGAUGCCGAAAUUAAAAGACUUCUAUGACAAGGCAUAUACCGCAGCCAGAAGUAUACAAGAGACCAACAACACCAUCGUUUUUCACGAUGCCUUUCAGAAAGCGGGCUACUGGAAUAAUUUCCGACAGCACAAUAACAAUAUGACCAACAUCACACGAAACUACAAUAUUCUUAUAGACCAUCAUCAUUAUGAAGUAUUCGGUGUGGCCCAGCUCAAUUCCUCCAUUGCUCAGCAUAUCGAGAACAUCAAGAACUACGCCUCUGGCAUCGAGGACGAGCUAAAUCACCACCCAGCUGUCGUGGGAGAAUGGUCCGCAGCAUUGACUGACUGCGCACCCUGGCUCAACAGUGUCAACUGGGGUACUCGAUGGGAGGGGACUCCACCUUACGACAAUUCGCCAAUCAAGCUGAAGAGCAUCAAGAACUGCCAUGAAAUCAAUAAUUGGAAGUCGUGGAGUGAGAAACACAAAAGAGAUACCAGGAAAUUCAUAGAGAUCCAACUCGAUCAAUAUGAAAGCAAAACCAAUGGGUGGAUAUUCUGGUGCUACAAAACAGAGACCACCAUUGAAUGGGACUUCAAGAGGCUCGCUCAGUAUGGGCUUUUUCCGCAGCCAUUUGAGGAUCGGCAGUAUAUCAAGAACGGCACGGACACCAAGCCAGACAAGAGCGGCAGCUCACGCCAGUUUGGUUUGCUGACUCUGUCACUAUUUGUUGCCAUAUUUCUUUCAUUUUUUAUCUAA